AUGGCGACAACGCCCAUGGAUACUCGGCCCCGUCCUGCCCUGACACCAUUAUGGACUCCUCACUAUAGCCUCGAUGGCACGCCUCGCUCGCCGCUCACGGUUCCACGCCACAGCCACAUCUACUCGCCCGCCCCGCGGUCGCCCAAGACUCUGCCAACCCCCACCCUCGUGGCAGAAACUCGAUCCAUGCUUCUAGCUGGCCUCUCGGACGAUGGUGACCGCAGACAAUCCGUUCCGUUCAACGCACGCCGAGCAUCCAAAGCCACGCAACCAAUUUCCCUAGAGGGCCUUCGAGCAUGGGGCCACGUCUACUAUGGCGACGCAAAGAAUGCCGACGUCUUUGUGAAUGCGGUAGCUCUUCGCCGGACAUCAGAUGCCAGCACGGCCUCAGAACACUCCAAUACGGAGGAGACGCCUCAGCACUCGCCCAACCCGGGCCAGCAGCCUCGCCGCCACUCGGUUGUCCGAGCACGCGUGCGCCCUCGCAACAUUGACAGAAAGCCGUUCCUCAUCCAGCGCGAGUUUGACCUGACUGAGCUGCGAUCUACCAUCCCAGAGCCCUUGCGAACGCAAUCUACGCCUGGUUUCCGCCGUGCGUCCCAAGCAGAGCUGUCGAGCCCAGCCCACCGCCGAACACUCGCCACGGCGGGGCGACGCUCAUCAACCAUUUCCCGACACGGACUGCAAUCCCCUACAGAAGGCAACUUCCCAACUUCUGUCCGAGAAUCUCGAGCACUCCGUGCCUCCAGCACGGCAGUCCCCGUUCACCUCGAGUAUGCUCGCGCACACCUUCCCGUGCUCGCUGCCCUCAUUGUCUCUGGCCAUGUUCGCGAAGGCGACGUGAUCGAUCUUCCGCUUCCACAUCCGGAAGCCUGGACCAACACGGUGGCUUACGUCUACACCGGCCAAGGCGAAAUGACUGAUGCCAUCCGAGAGAACAUUCUCCACUUGGCUGGCAAAGUCUGA
Messenger RNA from Verticillium nonalfalfae, 966 nucleotides. RefSeq lists its product as uncharacterized. Lineage: Eukaryota; Fungi; Ascomycota; Sordariomycetes; Glomerellales; Plectosphaerellaceae. Bases 1 to 966 code for a protein of 321 amino acids. The transcript has 3 exons. The record is from RefSeq and is a predicted model, not a curated record.